AUGCUGGGUCGGCUUUGUCUACAUCGCUUUUUACGAAGGGAACCGUUGCCAUUACGACGACUUAUCGGUACCAAUUCAACAUUAAACUCUUCAACCGAGACCCAAACCUCUAGCUUCGAGGAUUUUAUCGAUGAGUUGAGCACAAAAAAUCAUCCCGAUAAAGCAGGCCAAUCAUUUCCGCAACUUCUGAGAAAUAGCAAACUGAUGCAGCUCGGCAAUUUUGAUGGAUGUCUGGUCGUUGGAAAAAUUGUUCACAGAGUCACUGAUGAUCUAUAUAUUGAUGUUGGCCUUAAAUUCAACGCAGUCUGUAAAGCUCCCGCUCUAAACGGCGAACUCUACACGAUCGGCUCUCGUGUGCUUCUGAGGUUACAUGAUUACGAGCUAAGUGAACGUUUUCUAGGAUCAAAGAAAGAUUUAACAUUGUUAGAAGCUGAUGGAACUUUGUUGAGAUUACUACAAACGGGAAAGAAGCCGCAAGGCGAGGUCGUUGCAAAGAAAGAAACUACCGAAGAAGCGACAACUAUU
Molecule: messenger RNA, 525 nt
Organism: Mesorhabditis belari
Lineage: Eukaryota; Metazoa; Nematoda; Chromadorea; Rhabditida; Rhabditidae
Source: the annotation of a GenBank genome assembly